Messenger RNA from Alnus glutinosa, 5187 nucleotides. RefSeq names its product protein transport protein SEC16B homolog. Bases 478 to 4698 code for a protein of 1406 amino acids. The transcript is spliced from 13 exons. Gene Ontology annotation, cellular component: endoplasmic reticulum exit site; ER to Golgi transport vesicle membrane. NCBI's taxonomy places the organism in Eukaryota, Viridiplantae, Streptophyta, Magnoliopsida, Fagales, Betulaceae. Gene Ontology annotation, biological process: Golgi organization; COPII vesicle coat assembly; autophagy. The record is from RefSeq and is a predicted model, not a curated record.
AAUCAAUAGACGAGGCGGCUCUAGGUGGGUGCGAUUUAGGGGGGCUCUCUCUCUCUUCUCGUUUUAUUGUUUCUCUUUGCUAUUCCUCCUCUGGAUCUGUAAGUGAACUUCGGUUUUGUUAAAUUAUUUACUUUUGCUUCAACUCAAUGCGUCGAAUUGAGGCCGAAAUUCGUAAAAUUUUGGAGUGUGUUGCUUUAUUUCUGGUUCUAGGGUUGUAAAGACCUCAAAAGCCCUAGAUCUUGUUCGUCUAAGGGUUAUAUAGCUUCGAUUCAGGGUUGGGUUUUGGGAAACCGUGAUUUUGAGGUAAAAUUCUGCUUUGUGGUGUCGGAUCUCGAGGAGUUAUUAACGUCACAACUCGAAUUUCGAGCUGUCGGGUCGGGAAAAUUGUAAUUUUGUGUGAAAUUUGAGAUUAUUGGGGGUGAAUUGUGCGAAUUUAGGUGUGAUCGAGAGGGAUCGUGAAGGAUUAGGGCUUGGGGAAUGGCUUCGAAUCCUUCCUUUCAGGUGGAGGAUCAGACGGACGAGGAUUUCUUCGAUAAACUGGUCGACGAUGAGUUCGGUCCCACGGCCACCACCGGAUCAAACCCUCACUUCGCUGACGGCAGCGAUUCUGACGACGCUAAGGCGUUCGCGAAUCUGAGCAUCGGUGAGGUUGGACAUGCACUUGACGAUUUCGGAGCAGAAGGCGAAAAGGAUUGCGUGGAUGGCGGGGAAGAAUCGGUGGGCGCUCAUGCGGAGGAGAGGAAUUCGUUGGUUUCGGCGAAUUCGAUUGGAUGUGAUAGCAUAUUGGAGUCCAGUAAUGAUGGGAUAGGAUCUGAAUUCCUGUCGGAUUUGUCCGUGAGCAAGAGCAGUGGAUCCGGGGGGUCAGCGGUUAAGGAGGUGGGGUGGAAUUCGUUUCACGCGGACUCGGAUUCGGUGCAGAAUGGCAGCAAGGGGUUUGGUUCGUACUCGGAUUUUUUCAGUGAAUUGGGAGGCGGUGCCGGUGAUUUCCCGGGGAAUGUGGGCGAUAAGUUGAAUAAGGAAGCGAGAAUUGUGUCGGCCAAGGGUGAAUGUGUAGCUGAUGGUAUGAAUAAUUCGGUUAAUUAUGCGAAUUAUCAGGAGGGUCAAGUUUAUGGUGCGUCCCUGGAACAAAGUACGAAUGGGCAGGAUUUAAAUAGUAGUCAGUAUUGGGAAAAUCUCUAUCCGGGGUGGAAGUAUGACUCGAAUACCGGGCAAUGGUAUCAAGUGGAUGGUUAUGAUGCGACAGCGGUGGCGGAUGUUCAUGAUUCGGCCAGUGAUUGGGGUGCUGUUUCCGAUAGGAAAACAGAGGUUUCUUAUAUGCAGCAAGCUGCUCAGCCUGCUGUGGCAACUGUGACUGAAACUAGCACGACCGAGAGUGUGUAUUCGCAUGGGAAUAACGGGUACCCAGAUCAUAUGGUGUUUGAUCCUCAGUACCCUGGUUGGUAUUAUGAUACAAUUGCGCAAGAGUGGCGCACAUUGGAUACUUACACUUCGUCCAUUCAAUCAACUGUUCUGACCCAUGAUCAGCAGCAGCAUCAAAAUGGGUUUGUUUCACCUGCUAGUUUUAAUCAAAUCAAUGAUAGCUUAUAUGGUGAGUAUGGGCAAGCUGACAAUUAUGCGUCUCAAGGUUUUGGUAGCCAAGGCCAAGAUGGAAGCUGGGCCGGGGCUUACAGUAAUAAUCAUCAGCGGGAUUUGAGUACAUGGCCAACUGAAACUGUUCUAAAGAGUGAGGCUUUUACGACUUUGGGUGGAAACCAGCAAUUGGAUAAUUCUUAUAGUUCUAAGGCUUCUGUAAACAUUGAUCAACAGGAGUCUUUCAAUUCCUUUGGAGCAGUUUCAAUUUACAACGGAGGGAGCCAGAGUCAUGGUAGGGCUAAUGGAACUUUUGAAUUUAAAAGCUUUGUCCCUGAUGGGAACUUUAGUCAGCAGUUUAAUCAGCCAAAUCUGAAGCCAAAUGAACAAACAAAAUUCUCGAACGAUUAUUUUGGCAGUCAGAAAACCGUUGGUUUUUCCCAGCAAUCUUUUGAGAAUGGCCAUCAAACUUCUUAUGCUCCCAAUGUAGGAAGAUCAUCUGCUGGGCGUCCUCCACAUGCCCUGGUGGCUUUUGGUUUUGGUGGAAAACUCAUUGUAAUGAAAGAUAAUAGUCCUCUCAGUAGCUCAUCGUAUGGAAGCCAGGAUCCCGUAGGAGGCUCAAUUUCUGUUCUGAACUUGAUGGAAGUUGUCAUGGGAAACACGGAUCCUUCAAGCCUUGGAUCAGGUGCCUCUGGUUAUUUUCAUGCUUUGUGCAAACAAUCCUUUCCAGGUCCAUUGGUUGGUGGGAGUGUUGCAAGUAAAGAGUUGAACAAAUGGAUUGAUGAGAGGAUUACAGGGUGUGAAUCACCUGACAUGGAUUAUAGAAAAGGCGAAGUAUUGAGGUUGCUUCUUUCUUUGCUCAAGAUAGCUUGUCAACAUUAUGGAAAACUUAGAUCUCCUUUUGGUGCUGACACUAGUUUGAGGGAAAAUGAUUCUCCAGAAUCAGCAGUCGCUAAACUUUUUGCAUCUGCUAAGAGGAAUGGUGCUCAAUUCGGUGAGUAUGGUGCUCUUAGCCACUGUUUGCAGAAGUUGCCUUCUGAAGGACAAAUAAAGGCAACUGCUUCUGAGGUACAAAAUCUUCUGGUUUCUGGUCGAAAGAGAGAGGCUCUACAAUGUGCACAAGAAGGUCAGUUGUGGGGACCUGCACUUGUACUUGCUUCACAGCUUGGUGAUCAGUUCUAUGUUGAUACUGUAAAGCAAAUGGCACUUCAGCAGCUGGUUGCAGGAUCACCUCUCCGGACUUUAUGCCUGCUAAUUGCAGGGCAACCAGCGGAAGUGUUUUCUUCGCACACCACUGCUGAUCCUGGUCUUCCGGGCGCUGUCAAUAUGCAUCAACAGCCUGCACAGAUUGGGGCCAAUUGUAUGUUUGAUGACUGGGAAGAAAAUUUAGCCGUAAUAGCUGCAAACAGAACCAAAGAUGAUGAACUUGUAAUUAUUCAUCUUGGAGAUUGCCUGUGGAAGGAAAGAAGUGAGAUUACUGCUGCACACAUCUGCUAUUUAGUUGCUGAAGCAAACUUUGAGUCAUACUCAGACAGUGCCAGACUCUGUCUAAUUGGAGCAGAUCACUGGAAAUUUCCUCGAACCUAUGCUAGUCCAGAGGCUAUUCAGAGGACCGAGUUAUAUGAAUAUUCCAAGGUGCUUGGAAAUUCUCAGUUUAUCCUGCUGCCAUUUCAACCAUAUAAACUCAUAUAUGCACACAUGCUAGCUGAAGUGGGGAAGGUUUCAGACUCUUUGAGAUAUUGUCAAGCGGUAUUGAAGUCUCUGAAGACUGGUCGAGCACCCGAAGUAGAAACAUGGAAACAAUUACUAUUAUCUCUUGAGGAGAGGAUCAGAACCCAUCAACAGGGUGGAUACACCGCAAAUUUGGCUCCUGCAAAGUUAGUCGGCAAAUUGCUCAACUUUUUUGAUAGUACUGCACAUCGUGUUGUUGGGGGUUUACCACCACCUGCUCCAUCAACAUCACAAGGAAGUUUCCCAGGUAAUGAACAUUAUCACCAGCCAACAGGCCCUAGAGUAUCAACUAGUCAGUCAACAAUGGCCAUGUCAUCACUAAUGCCUUCCGCUUCAAUGGAGCCCAUAAGCGAUUGGACGGCUGAUGGUAAUAGAAUGAAAAUGGCUAAUAGAAGUGUUUCAGAGCCAGACUUUGGUAGAACUCCGAGACAGGUUGAUUCGUCAAAAGAAAUGACCUCAUCAAAUGAACAAGGUAAAGCUUCAGUUGGGGCAUCACGCUUUGCUCCUUUUGGUUUUGGCUCACAGUUACUGCAAAAGACUGUUGGGCUAGUUUUAAGACCUCGCUCUGGUCGACAGGCUAAACUGGGUGAAACGAACAAAUUCUAUUAUGAUGAAAAGUUGAAGAGAUGGGUAGAGGAAGGUGUUGAACCCCCAGCUGAAGAAGCGGCCUUGCCACCCCCCCCUCCAACAACUACAGCCUUCCAGAAUGGUAUGUCAGAUUACAAUUUGAAAUCUGCGUUGCAGAAAGAAGGGAUUCCGACCAAUCAGAGCCUGGAUUACAGAUCUCCCACGCCUUCAGAACAUACUUCAGGAAUCCCAUCUAUUCCAUCCGGCUCAAAUCAAUUCUCAGCUCGUGGAAGGAUGGGUGUUAGGUCAAGGUAUGUGGACACCUUUAACCAAGGUGGUGGAAGCCCUGCAAACUUGUUCCAGUCACCUUCUGUUCCAUCUGUUAAGCCUUCUGUUGCUGCAAAUGCAAAGUUUUUUAUUCCCACCCCAGCAUCAUCAGGUGAAGAGACAAUGGAGGCUAUAGCAGAAAAUGGGCAAGAAGAAACUACAACUAAUGAAGAUCCUUCGACAUCCUUCAGAAAUGACUCAUUCCAGUCGCCUAUACCUUCAUCAUCAAUGCCCAUUCAGAGGUUCCCAAGCAUGGGUAGCGUCCCAGGCAAGGGAGUGGUGACAAACGGCAAGGUCUCUCUCUCUUCUCACUCACGGCGAACAGCAUCCUGGGGUGGAAGCUUCAGCGAUCAAUUCAGCCCUCCCAAUACGGCUGAAAUAAAACCUCUAGGGGAGGCAUUGGGCAUGCCCCCAUCGUCAUUUAUGCCUAAUGAUGAGCCUUUGAUGCGAAUGCCGACGAGUGGUGGCAGUUUUGGGGAUGACCUUCAUGAAGUGGAACUUUGAGCCAAAGCAGUGAAGAUGUAAAUAUCAAAGUUUUGUUCUUUGUGAUCAAUAGAAUACUUGGAAAAAUCCUACUCCUGGAUCUCUGGAAAGUGCAAAAUGGUGGUAUGUGCCGAAACCCGAAUCCCGACUCACGGAAGAAACAGAAGAUGUAACGUUUCCAGCUUCCCCUCCCUGCAACGUGUGAUGAAAUGUAGCUGGCAAUGUCUUCUUUACCCUAACAUAAACUUUAUUUGAAUGUGCCGGGAGUCGCCACCAUUUUGAGGCUUCAGGAGUUGAUACUUUUAUUAUAAAGAAAGGAGACCCUCUGUCGGCACCAUUGUACAGCUCAUUUGUUCAUUUAUUGAGAAACAGAAAGAUCUUCUCAAGGGAAGAAAGAUAGUGUAUUGAAUUCUGAAAAAAAAAAAAAAAUAAUGUGUUUUGCUUGGUAAUUUGUUUGGUUUUAUUGCUUUAUAAAAUUAAACCAAAUAUCCAAAAUGGAUGUUGAAAUUU